AUGAGUGCUCAUGCUUUUGAGCCUCCUAGUAGCCAAUUCCCCAGUCCUUGCAGUUCAGUCUUGGGCCACCAAGAGCUUCUAGAUCGCUUUCGGCUUACCACGAUCCCCCAAUUUUCGUCUUAUUACAAUAGCAGCCUAUGGCAAAUUGUCCUCGCACAAACCUCGGUGUCUACUACGAAUUUAUCCGACGCAGCUAUAGCUUUAAGCGCCGCCCAUCAUGAGCGCGAGCAUCGCGGGUUUGACACUCAAAGGGCUGCGCCGGUUGCAUUUGACAUGUAUAUAAACGCCAUUUCGGAAUCGCGGCAGACCUUGGCUCGACUUUCCGAGGAACAUGCAGUAUGGACUGGAUUUAUCAUCUCAUUCAUGCUGGCUGGGGUGGAGGCCUUGCGCGGCAAACCUGAAAAUGCGAGCAUGCAUUUAACAAACGGACUGAAAGUUGCAUUUUCGCUCGAAUGCAACACCAUUUCUCAACGACCAAUUCUACGAUUGGAUUGCAAUGUAAUCGAAGAAUCUACCCAUUUUAUAAUGAGGUUAGAUAUCAAAUUGUCGGAUAUCUUAGGAGGACCAGAAAAUGUAGAUCAGGACCCAGCCAACCCUACAAAGCAAAGUAUAAAAGUCGCGUUUUAUAAUUUGAAGAACUAUGUCGACCACAUAAUGAAUCUGGUUGAUGAACCCAACGACCUGUCAUGCAACAUUCAAGGGAUGCUGGCCCAGCUGGAGACCUGGGACGCCCAUCUAACACAACUGGUGCCCGCAGCUUUUGAAACCGUACUUUACGAAUUCCAAAUGGUGAAACUUUUUCGUGAAACUAUUUGUCUUCUCCUACUAGCAAAGCAAUGCCUUUGCAUGAGAUAUACUGAAGGGAACCCCAACUGCCUGCGUGAGUUGAAAGCUUAUCUUUCUAAACUUCUGUUCCUCGAGGGCCAAAUGCGUUGUGACAAGAAAUAUGUGUCGCAUUUGACUCCGGCGCAGUUGAAGUUCUUGGCAGCCAGACACGGGCUGGUCUCGCUGAAGACAUCUUCUGAUGCGUCUGAGCCAUUGUCUGCACCGACUUCGCACCGGGCUGUUGAAGAACUUGUGAUGCAAGAAGAAGGCGCGAUUAGAAAUAGUGGCCUUGCACCCCCGCAGGCAAUGUGUAUGGAUAUCACAAGUGCAUUGGAAAACGGGUCGGUUUCAAUACGCUACUGCUUGGUGGAUCAAAAUGGUUCUUUUGUAUGGGUAGAGAAGCGUGCUUUGAUAUGGAAGGCGGCAGUCUUCCGACAGGCAACUGUUAAGCCAUCAGAUUUUGCCUGA
Messenger RNA from Talaromyces rugulosus, 1293 nucleotides. RefSeq lists its product as uncharacterized. Bases 1 to 1293 code for a protein of 430 amino acids. NCBI's taxonomy places the organism in Eukaryota, Fungi, Ascomycota, Eurotiomycetes, Eurotiales, Trichocomaceae. The transcript has a single exon. The record is from RefSeq and is a predicted model, not a curated record.